AAGCACAGUGAACGCACCAUGUGGGGGCGGGGCUUACGUUUGAACGUCUAGCGGGGAAACAGACUCAGAUGGAGGAAGUGUUUGUGUGACUGUUAGCUAGCUAUGGUUUGAGUUAGUUAUGUGGCGCUAACUAGGUUCAAAUAAGGCUUUACGGAUAUAUUUGGGGAUGCUUGAGGUUGUUACGAAGGACUGUGCUGUAACUUAGCGUCUCUAUUUAGUAAAUAUGAACACCGGUAAUGUAGCUGUUAGCUAGGUUGCUAUUGUAACUAUCACUGUGUCUCAUGAGACAACAUUCAUUUUAAAAUGUCCUGUUAAACACGCUGAUAGUUGGUGAGAUAGUAACACAGUAAAGUCGUGACGUGAACCGUUUGUUGUUUCUUUUAUAUAACACGAACAGGUCGAGCAUUAUUUGUCUUUUACAAAAAAAAUGCCCAUCCGAGCAUAUUGUACAAUAUGCUCGGAUUUUUUUGACCACGACAGAGAUGUAUCUGCCAUUCACUGUGGACACACUUUUCACUACGAAUGUCUUCUUCAGUGGUUUCAGACCGCUCCUACCAAAACCUGUCCUCAGUGCAGGAAACAGGUCAGCACCAGACACAUCAUCAACAAGCUGUUCUUUGACAUUGGAGGAGGCGGGGAAGAAGGUUCUCCAGACCCAGAGAGCCUGCAGAAUGAGGUUGAUCGAAUGAAGGCACUGCUAAGCUCUAGAGAUCGAGACUGGCGGGAGAAACAGAAGGUGAUGGACGGCUUGAAGGACACAGUGAACAAGCAGAGGAGAGACCUGGACGCCAUGCGGAAAGAGGUCAUGGAUAAGGAGAUGGUCUGUGUCGCUCUCAAGAAGCAGAUGGUUUAUCUGGAGACGCAGCAGAACGAAAUUCAGGCAGCGAAGGAGGAGGUCCGCAGACUGAGGGGCAAAAUGAAAACCUUUGAAAGCCUGGACAUGCUGCUGCAGGGUCAGCGAGGCGAAGUGGAGUCCAUGAUCACAGAUAUGGGUGUGAGCCAGGGAGCAGUGGAGCAGCUCUCCAUUUACUGCAUCUCUCUGAAGAAAGAGUAUGACAACCUCAAAGGAAGCCUCAAGUCUUCAAACGACAUGUGUGAGAAGCUGAAGAGAGAAGUUCUCUCCUCAAACAGCAAGCUGCAGAAGGCUUCCCUGGAGGCGCUUCAGCUCAAAGAGGAGUUGAAGUCUCUGCAGAAAGACCUGGCCGGCGCUGACAAAGAGAUCUCUAGCCUCAAGAAGAAAGUGGAGUUUCUCCAGAAGACUCUGAGCACGCCGACGCGUGCCAACGAAGCCCUCGGCAGGCUCAUCUUCGAAAGCCCAGCGCCUCUGGAGCUGAAGCCCCCCCACCUCCACCAGCCGGCGCACGGAGACGACAUCGACCUCAACAUGACCUAUGACAUUGCCACGCCCGACGACGCGUCAAAGAGACCGGCCCAGGUUCCCUCGAAGAAGAUGCGGCUGGAGCGACCGGGAACGUCUUCGUCGAAACGCGGCGAGAAACUUUCCUCCCUGAGCAAGAAUGAAGAUUCAGCGCUUUAUCCUUUUUUGAGGAACUCCCUUCUCUUCAGAAAGAAGACUUUUGGAAGCAUGUUGGAACCUCAGAAGAAGGCUGGAGUCCUCCAAACUGGCUAUGAUGGAUUAGGAGGACGGACUAAAUUCAUCCAACCUUCUCCUUUAUCCGAGAUCCGGCCUCUGCUGAAAGCCAAAAGGAAAAAAGUGACUCGGCCUCCCUCUAAGAUUCCAAGAUGUCUGACUCUGGACAGCUUCCUGGAAUGAAGUCGGGACAUUUGGGGGGAGAAACAAAUCAUUGGUGCUGCUGUGGCCCAGGGGGUGGGAGGGUACGGGUCAGGCAGCAGAACUUUGUAAUUACUUUAUUUAAAAAACAGGAAAAUGCACCAAACAAAACAACAAAUGCUGCCUUUAUUUUUUUUAACAUCAACAUGUCUGAUGUAUAUAGUCUUUUUUUUUUGUUGUGUUGAGAUGAAUUUGUACUCAGUCUGUCCUGAAGGCGCUUCUGACUAGACGCAUUAUUGUCUGAGUUUUUUAUUUUCCCAUUUUCAGCUUAUUUUUACGGCAUUAUGUCAUAAAGAUUCACAUUUAGAUUAAUUAUGUUAUGUUUGUGUCAACCAUCCCAAAAAUAAACCUUUUUGUUUUAUUUUG
Molecule: messenger RNA, 2158 nt
Organism: Poecilia latipinna (sailfin molly)
Lineage: Eukaryota; Metazoa; Chordata; Actinopteri; Cyprinodontiformes; Poeciliidae
Gene: traip
Product: TRAF-interacting protein
Exons: 15
Coding region: 428-1774 (448 amino acids)
Biological process (GO): replication fork processing; protein ubiquitination
Cellular component (GO): site of DNA damage; nucleus
Molecular function (GO): ubiquitin protein ligase activity
Source: RefSeq, a predicted model, not a curated record